CUUGCACUGAUCCGUCUCCUGCUAGACCUGCUCAAACCGUCCGUCAACCUUUGCGCUUCCCCAAGAAACGAGACACAGAACCAAGACCACAAUGGUUAGAGCCCCAGUCGACGAUGAGUACGUCGGGCCACCCCCCUGUGGCAGCGGCCACGAGGAGAUCGUCGUCCGCGAGACCAUGGAUGAGAAACUGGCGGCUUUCGGUGCGAACCGCUGGCCCAAGGUGAAGUGAGCAUCGUCCCGAUCUCUUCUGUUUGGACUCGGUAACCCAUUGGCUUUCAUAGUCCCGACGACACCGUCAUCGCCGUCAUGGGCGUGACGGGUUCCGGCAAGACUUCGUUUAUAUCCCACUUUGCCCCGGAUGCCAAGGUGGGCUAUUCGCUCGCGUCUUGCACUUCAGAGGUGGGGAUUUACGACAUCACCGUCGACCAGCACAGGAUGUACUUGAUAGACACGCCGGGAUUCGAUGACACAAACCGCUCCGACACUGAUAUCCUCCGCGAGGUGGCUGACUGGCUGAACAAAGCGUACGAGGGAGGCAUCAAGCUGGCGGGCAUCAUAUACCUCCACCGUAUCAUUGACAACCGCAUGAGCGGGUCGGCGAUGAAGAACCUCCGCAUGUUCAAGAUGCUGUGCGGAGACGACGCCCUCUCGUGCGUCGUCCUCGCCACCACCAUGUGGAACCAGGUGUCGACCGAGCAAGGGGCGCAGCGCGAGCACGAGCUUCGCACCAAACCCGAGUUUUGGGCCGGCAUGAUCAGCAAGGGGAGCAGAGUGAUGCGUCAGGACAACGGGGCCGAGUCGGCCAGGGAGAUACUGCGGUGCAUCCUCUCCCAGCGACAUCGUGUCAGCCUCGAUCUGCAGCGCGAAAUGGCCAGCGGCAAGACGCUCGACCAGACGGCCGCCGGUCGCGCGGUCCAGGCCGAGAUGGAAGCCAUGGAGCGCAAAUACAAGAAGGAGAUGGAGAAUCUGCGCCGGGAGAACGAAGAGGCCCGUCUGAAACAGGACAUGGAAGCUCAGGCAGAGAUCGCCGCCAUACGGGCCGACAUGGAGGACAGGUGGCGCAAGGAUGUAGAGGACCAUAACCGCUUGCGCGUCGACAUGGAGACGCUACGCGCCGAGCGCGCCGAGGAAUUAGCCAAGGAGCGCGAGUUGGCGCACGAGCUCCAGUUGCAGCACGAGAAGAAGAUGCACGAGGCCGAGGCGAAGCUCGUCGCGAGUCAAUUCAAAACGUCUGAAAUGGAACUGAAGCUGAGGCUCGCCACCUCGGAUGCUGAGAACGCCAAGCUGCAGCGUGAAAAGGCAGAGCUGGAGCGAAAGGUCGAGGAGGGUUGCUCGGUGAUGUAGUCUUCUCUCUCUCGGGAUGGCCUGGGACAAUGUGGGUAUGUGCCCUCGGUGUAAACAUGAAUGCAGAAGCCUUGUUUAUGCUCGUGAUUCAAAAUCCAUACAAUGAGCUCAGAAACUUGACAG
This is a messenger RNA of Emericellopsis atlantica, 1467 nucleotides long. RefSeq lists its product as uncharacterized. The record is from RefSeq and is a predicted model, not a curated record. The transcript is spliced from 2 exons. Bases 307 to 1344 code for a protein of 345 amino acids. NCBI's taxonomy places the organism in Eukaryota, Fungi, Ascomycota, Sordariomycetes, Hypocreales, Bionectriaceae.